CAUGAUUAUCAAUACUACGGCGAAUUUUUUUCUCUCUUGCGGUUAAAAGCAAAUCGGCCACCUCGGUCACAAAUCAAUCGACGGCGUGUUUUACCGGCAGCGGCCAAACUAUUCCUCCUCAUCUUCCACUGCCAGAUAAUAAUAGCAUUUGACGACGCCAGAGUGACAACCAAUUUCCCUACUGCUGAUCGAGCUCAUUGACCUCCGCCCUAAUCGCCAUGACCUAUCACAAUGAUGACCCAGAAGCUACCGCAGUCCAAUCCCCCGCCUCGUCCUCGUCACCCUCUCUCCUGACUGGGGAGGAGACCAACUCCGCCAACGUUUUGAACAAAGACCGCACCGAGGAUGCCCCUAUGAGUCAUGGAAAGAUUUUCGACCAGCCUGGAAGCAUUCCUCUGCCGAAUGCAGGGUACCACUCAUUAGGAGUAGUCUGGGAGGAUGUCACUGUGUAUGGCGCGGGGGGCGGGAAGAAGUAUGUAGAGUCUUUUGAGGUGUCCAUAUUCAAGCUGUGGGACGUCUAUUCCUUUGCCAAGAAGCUGUUCCGAAUUACAACUGGUCCAACUCGACCUUUGAUUCGCAAUUUCUCUGGCGUGGCCGAAGAAGGCGAGGUUUUGCUCGUUCUUGGUCGACCGGGUGCAGGGUGUUCUACUUUGAUGCGGGCGCUCGCGAACGUCCAUGAACCAUUUGUUAAGAUUGAAGGUGAUGUGUCGUAUUCAACUAUCCCUGCUCAUGAGGCUAAAGAGUACUAUGAUGGCGAGAUCAUCUUCAACUCUGAAGAAGACGAACACCAGCCUUUGUUAACAGUUGAGGAAACUAUCAAGGCUGCUCUGCUCUUGAAGGAACCUCAUAAGAAAGAAGACAAGGAGAAGCGUUCUGAAUAUCUGGAAAGUUUGUUUGGGCGCAUCUUGGAUACCUUCGGCAUGCCUCAUACGAGGAACACAAAGGUCGGUAACCAGUUCGUUCGUGGUGUCUCGGGAGGUGAAAGGAAACGAGUGUCGCUGGCCGAGGUUCUCACCACAAAUGCCGCUGUCACUUGCUGGGACAACCCUAUUCGUGGUUUGGAUUCUGCUGUUGCUUUACACUUCUACAAGGUCCUGAGGGAGCUUUCAAAGUCAUUGGGAAUGGUCAACAUCAUCUCUACUUACCAAACCGCUCAAGAUGCCUGGGAUUGCGUCGACCGUGUUGUGGUCAUUUACGAAGGCCGACAGAUCUUUUCUGGGCGAGCUAGUAGAGCCCAGGCUUACUUCGAAAACAUGGGUUGGUACAAAAAGCCCCGUCAAACUACACCCGACUUCUUGACCGCUGUCACCUCACCCAAUGAGCGAAAGGUGAGGGAUGGAUUCAAGGGCCAGAUUCCCGAGACCCCCGAGGAAUUUGAGCAAUACUUCCUUGAAAGCCAGGAGUAUAAAGAUCUGCAGCAGGACAUUCAACGGUACAAGGAACGACACGCCCAGUCAAGCAACGCCGACGAGUUCCAAACUGCCGUCAAGAACUCGAAGCACCCUGGUGCCGGCAAGUCUACUUCUUAUCGGGUCAACUUUGCCCAACAAGUCGCCAUCUUGUGUAAACGUCAGUUGCAACUCACUCGAAGUGAUAUGACUAGUCUUGUCUACCGUAUUGGCUCAAACGUUUUGCAAGCCGUGUUGGUCGGCGCUGUUUGCUACAAGCCCCCAAACAAUUCUGCUGGUUCUUUCGCUACUGCUGGUGCACUUUUCUUCUGUAUCCUGUACUACACUAUCUUUGCCCUUGGUGAAGUCCCUGCCACUGUCAACUCCCGUCCGCUCUUGAAGAAACACAGGGCGCUCGGUUUUUACCACCCGGCUGCACACACUUUGGCCCAGAUUGUCUGUGAUAUCCCGGUCUAUGUGUUUCAAACUCUCCUCUUCUCGGCAAUCUUCUAUUUCAUGGUCGGUCUUACCGCUGGAGCCAAGUACUUCUUCACUUUCUGGUUUGUCAUCUUCACCAUGUACGAGGCCAUUUCGGUCAUGUAUCGAAUGAUCGGGUCCUGGACACCUAAUAUGUCCGUUGCAAUUCGUUAUGGCUGUUUGGCACUUUCGGUAGUCUUGACGUCCUCGGGCUUUGUACUUCCUCCUCCUAGACAACUGAGAUGGAUCUCAUGGUUGCGAAGAGCCACCCCUUGUUCUUGGGCGUUCGAGGCUCUCUUGGCCAACGAGUUCCGAGCUAGGAUUUUGACUUGUAGCUCAACCGAUCUGAUUCCCAGCGGUCCUGGAUACGACGAUAUCCGAUACCAGGUGUGCUCAAUCAACGGUGCUCAGCCCGGUUCCCUCAAUGUUGCUGGUAUGGACUAUGUCAACUUUGUCUACGGUUUCCAGGUUAGCCAUAUUUGGAGAAAUGUCGGCAUUUUGUGGGCUUACUUCGUUGUCUACGUUAUCAUGAUUGUCAUCGGUUCAUCUCUCCUUAUCCGAGAAAGCCCCGACUCAUCUCAAAAAGUGUAUAAGCGAGGCGGAAAGGCUGCCAUUAUGGACCCUAAAGAGAAGGCCGAAGAAGGAAAGACCGCUAUGGAGAAGGUCCAGGGACCCAAGGGCUCGGGAGGCGAAGUCCCAGUGUACACCUUCGAGGAUGUUUACUACACUGUGCAAGUUGCAGGCAAGGAUAAACCACUUCUUAACGGUAUCAGCGGGUACGUCAAAGGCGGCUCUUUAACUGCACUUAUGGGUGCAUCAGGUGCAGGCAAAACCACACUCUUGGAUGCUAUCUCCCUCCGUAAGACGACAGGUAAAAUGGAAGGCAAGAUGACUAUCGAUGGCAAGCCUCUGGACACAUCCUUCUCCCGUCAAACCGGUUUCGCCAUGCAAGCCGAUAUCCACGAACCUAUGUCCACCGUCCGUGAAUGCCUUCAAUUCUCCGCCUUGCUUCGACAAAGCAACGACCGUACCCGAGAGGAACGAUUGGAAUUUGCCGAAAAUAUUAUCAAAUUACUGGAGUUGGAAGACAUUGCCGAUGCUUUGAUUGGGGCACCUGGUGAAGAUGGUCUGGGUGUGGAGGAGCGCAAGCGUGUUACCAUUGGUGUUGAGCUUGCUGCCGACCCUGAAUUCCUUCUGUUCUUGGAUGAACCCACCUCCGGCCUUGACUCUCAAGCUUCUUAUGAAAUAGUGCGAUUCCUCAAGCGCAUUGCCGCGUCCGGUCUCGCUGUUCUUUGUACCAUUCAUCAGCCUUCCGGUGACCUUUUUGAGAUGUUUGACUCUGUAGUUCUUCUUGCGCCCGGUGGUCAUACUGUCUACGUUGGAGAGACUGGCGAGAAUGCCGAGACUGUUGUCAAGUACUUCGGAGACCGUGGCGCCUACUGCCCUCCUGAGGCCAACCCUGCAGAGUUCAUCUUGGGAACUGUUGCUCCAGUCGGCGGUACAGAUACAGAUUGGCCUACACUCUGGAAGCAAAGCGAUGAAGCUACCGAAGUUCGACGGAGGAUUAACGAGUAUACUUUACGCAACAACUCCGGCAACAUGGACUCAGAAAAGCCCGUUAUCGAGGUACAACCGAAGAGUGGUAGCGAUGCUUAUGCGUCUUCAUUCAUGACCAUGACAAGGGAACUUGUUAUCAGGAAUUUCCGGGCUCAAUGGCGAGAUGGCUCAUUCUGGACUACUCAAACCGUCAUCUUAAUCUACUUCGGUCUUUAUGUUGGCUUCUUCUAUUAUAAGCUCGAUCACACCCCCAACAAUAUGACCCCCGCGACCUUAUCCCUCUUGGUUGCAGUUCAGGCCCUCCCCGGUAUUGCCAUGGACAUCGGUAUGAACUAUCUGGCCAAGAUGGAUAUGUUCCUCGCAAGAGAGAGAUUGGGUAUCUAUUCCUGGCAGGCCCUUGUCACCUCACUCCUCAUUGUAUCCUUGCCAGUUCUCUUCGUCGGCUGGAAUUUGCUUUUCUUUUGUUUCUAUUGGACAGUCGGCUUGAUUGGUACCCGUGUGGACGGGGUCCUGGCGUGGUUGUGCUUCAUGACCUGUUCUGUCUUGAACGCCGGGUUUGGUGUCUUGCUUGGUGCCGUGUCACCUAACAGGUUGUCCCUGCCUUACAUCUUGUCUUUGGUAUGGAAUUUGCUCAACGUUUUGUCUUGGGCUCUGGUAUUCUACUCUGGCCUUCCUUCGCCAUUCCAUUACUUCUUCAGUUGGCUGUCCCCCCUCCGAUACCUUUACAGUGCUCUCAUGACUGCUGCUUUGGGAAAUCUCAAGCUCGAAUGCAUCGAAGAAGACCUUAUCACCUUCUACCCACCUUCUGGCCAGACCUGUUACGAGUAUGCCGCCAACUACCUCGCAACCACUUCCGGUUAUCUUGUCGAUGACAACUCUACCACCAGCUGCCAGUAUUGUGCCAGCAGCACCGGUUACGAUUAUGUUCAGCAGAUGGGUUACUCUCAUGGUACCAAGUGGCGAGACUGGGCCAUCACCAUUAUCUGGUGUUUUUCCAACAUAUUUUUCUGCUUCCUUUUCACUUGGGCGGUGAAGAUUAGACCGUUGUACAAGAAAAAUUAGAAGGUCGUCUUCGGAUGAUCAUAUUUCGUUUGAGAGGAUCGAGGAUUGAUCCGUGAGGUUUUCCGUUUUACACCUGGAAUCAUUGCAUUUCUCUAUCCUCUUUUUAGAACUCAUAAUUAUAAAAUAAUGACUAUAACCCCAAUAUCUAGGACACUAGAAUUCCACAAAUGCCUUCAUAUUUUAAUCACAACGUAGAUUAUAGACAUGCAGUGAUGUA
Molecule: messenger RNA, 4701 nt
Organism: Cryptococcus deneoformans JEC21
Lineage: Eukaryota; Fungi; Basidiomycota; Tremellomycetes; Tremellales; Cryptococcaceae
Product: ABC transporter PMR5, putative
Exons: 18
Coding region: 219-4484 (1421 amino acids)
Biological process (GO): transmembrane transport
Cellular component (GO): membrane
Molecular function (GO): ATP hydrolysis activity; ABC-type transporter activity; ATP binding
Source: RefSeq, a predicted model, not a curated record